Cuscuta epithymum is the source of this 2882-nucleotide messenger RNA. The record is from the annotation of a GenBank genome assembly. Lineage: Eukaryota; Viridiplantae; Streptophyta; Magnoliopsida; Solanales; Convolvulaceae.
CCUAGUUUGGAUAUAAUGGUUUAGUUUGAUAUCUCUUCAUCCAAAAAUUCCUUCACCCACGCAAAAGGCUAUGUCUUAAAAAUGUGUGUCCCAAGCAUUCGUCGGCUUCUAAUCAUGAGCACGAAGAACUCUUCGUUCCAAGCUCUGUAUGAUCUCUGCAAGAAGACAUUCACCCUCUCUACAACUCUCCAACCAUCUGCUGAAUCCAUCCUCAAUGUCACGGACUUGUUCUCUUAACAAUCUAGAUUUUUGGGCCAGAAAAGGUCCUGACAUCAAGCUCUCUUCCUCACUGGCGCUGCUCCAAUAAUCCCUGCUCAGCUCCACUUUGGCCGCGCCUAGAUGCUCUGUAUUUCUGGAGCACUCCAAUUUCUUCUUCUUUUGGCGAAGCACGACCUUCCUACUUCCUAAGCCCUGAUAUACAAAUAUCUAUGGCUUCUUUUUUUCUUUUUCUUCAUGGGAAGACAUGUGCAUUAGUGGGGUGCUGUUUGGAUAUCGGAGAUAGGGACAAAGUAUGUAGUAACAUUUGCUUUUUCAAAUUUUUAAAAGGGGAUUCGAAAGUUGCAAUUGGCGUUGAUAAUGUUGCGCUGAAAGAUGCAAGUCAAGAGGGAGAGAGAGGCCACGGGCUUUUUGGAAUUAAUAUACCUAACCUGGUAGAUCGAUAUGCUUGACCAAUAAAAUACAUAGACGUCCAUGUGGAAGAAAGUUUUACUAUGCUUUAUUCUAAACUUGGAAAACGACACAUCGUUUUCUUUUCUUCUAGAUUUCAUUGCAGUCACACUUUCACUUCUUCAUCAGUACUGUUGAACCAGAGUGCCAACAAUAGCUCAUCCUCAUGGAAUUCCUUUCAAGAAGGAGAAGAAAUGGCAUAUGCUCGCACGCUUCAAAAUUGUGUGCUGACUUCGAACUUAGGCGGCACGAACGCAAUCCACGCUAAACUUCUCAAGAACCCUGGCCUUUCUUCCUCUCUAUACAUCAGAAACCAUGUUUUGAACUCAUAUGUCAAAUGCGGGGACAUAAGGGGCGGGCUUAAACUGUUUGAUGAGUUGCCAGAAAAGAACGUCGUGUCUUGGACUGCCCUUAUCGCAGGAGUUGUGCAGAAGGGGUUUCCUAUCGAGGCAUUUUCUCUGUUUUUAAGGAUGCAUCGGAGUGGAAUUAAGCCGAAUGAGUUCACAUUUGUUAGCGUACUGCAUGCCUGUUCGUUUGGGGAUUGUUUAAGCUUGAUGCAUUUAUGUCAAGUGUAUGGGAUGAUUGUUAGGUCUGGUUAUGAGUCUAAUAUCUAUUUGGUAAAUGCUCUAUUGACGGGUUUGUUAAGGCACUGCAGAUUGAAAGAAGCACACGAGGUGUUCGAGAAUUGUAUAGAUAAGGAUAUUGUGACCUGGAAUGCCAUGCUCAAUGGUUACGUUCAGAGUGUCUGUUCAGAAUUACCAAGCUUUUGGCUGAAGAUGCUAAGAAAUGGCGUGAAACCUGACAAGUUCUCUUUUUCAAGUGUUCUUACAGGAUUGGCUGAGCUCUCCAACCUUGAAAUGGGUGUGCAGGUUCAUGCCUGGCUCAUAAAGUGUGGUCAUGGGGGUGAAGUGUGUGUUGGGAACUCAUUGGUGGAUAUGUAUCUGGAAACUAAAAGGUUGAGUGAAGGGUUGAAAGCGUUUGAGGAAAUCUGUUCAAAGGAUGUGCGCUCCUGGACUCAAAUGGCUGCAGGGCUUUUGAAUUUCGACGAGCCGAGUACGGCACUUAAGGUUGUUGGAAGGAUGAGAGUGGUUGGUGUGAUCCCUAACAAAUUUACUCUUGCAACUGCAUUUAACGCAUGUGCAAAUUUAGCUUGUGUGGAGGAGGGACAGAUGCUUCAUGGCCUUAGGAUUAAACUAGGUGAUGAUAUUGAUGUUUGUGUGGAUAAUGCACUGCUUGACAUGUAUGCAAAAUGUGGGUGCAUGGGUGGUGCUUAUGUGGUUUUUAAAUCGAUGAAUGAGCGCACUGUUGUUUCAUGGACGUCCAUGAUAGCUGGGUAUGCCCAAAACGGAUGCUCCAAAGAAGCUCUUGAGAUCUUCCAUGAAAUGAGGAGGCAAAGGGUGGAGCCUAACAUUAUUACCCUAAUAUGCGUGCUUUAUGCUUGCAGCCAAGGAGGUCUUAUUGACGAAGGGUGGAGUUUAUUCUCUUCAAUGAGGAACGAAUAUGGUAUUGUCCCCGUGGAAGAUCAUUAUGCAUGCAUGGUGAAUCUCCUUGGCCGUGCUGGACGCAUCAAGGAAGCUGAAGCAUUGAUUCUGGAUAUGCCAUUUGAACCAGGUCUCUUGGUUUGGCAAACCUUGCUUGGGGCAUGUGUGCUUCAUGGGGAUAUGGAAACAGCCAACCGAGCCGCGGGAAAAGCAUUGAAUAUUAACAAGAAUGACCCCACAACCUAUGUAUUGCUGUCAAACACAUCUGCUGGGUUGCACCUUUGGGAUAAUGUGGGAAAUUUGAGAGAAAUGAUGGAGAAUAGGGAUGUUAAGAAAAUGCCUGGUUCCAGUUGGCUUGAAAUAAACAGAGGGAAAUCCCUGCUUAUAGCACAAGGAGAAUAUGUAUAGAGUAGAAAUUCGACAAUGACGGAAGCUGUACACACUACACAGUCACACCUAAAAUGUGAUCUGGAUUUACUAGUGCUUAUAUGUAGAAGUGUAUAUGGGAAAGGGCCGGUCAAGUGCUUUGGUUACUAAGAGGGGAAUGAAAAAUGUAACAAACAUAUCUAAUGCAUAUUUUUUUUCGUGGAAUACAAUUUUAACAAUGUCCCAAAAUUGUUUAGUGAAACCUCCUCCAAGAUUUUUUAGGAUAAUGAGGUCUCACAACAUGUAGAUGGAUCAAUAUACCUUUGCUGUGGUCCAAUCUUUCUCGGAUUUGUCAAUAUUGUCAUUCAG